CAGAGAUUGGAUUCCCUUGACAUAGACAAAUUGAAUCCUUGCCCCUUGAGCUUCGAGACGAUUUGGAGAGGGGACUAUGUCUGGAGGCUAUUCUGCAGACAAAAAGGCCAAGGUGGUGCUGAUCAAUGCAGAGAGACUGGACUUUGAUCACAAGCUGGAUCUUUCGAAGCUCUCAGCCAUUGCAGACGUGACUCGUUAUGAGUCUGAUGCAACACCAGAAGAGAUUAUCGAGAGAGUGCAAGGUCAGGAUAUCGUCAUCUCCAAGGAGAUUCCAGUCCCGGGCCACAUCAUUGCAAAGUUUCCUCCUUCAGUUCGUCUAAUCCAGGAGGCCGGCACCGGCUUCAACAAUGUGGAUUUGGCUGCAGCGAAGGAGAAGGGUGUCAUGGUUUGCAACUGCCCUGCGUACAGCAGCGAUGCCGUUGCACACCUGGUUCUUACGCUGAUUCUGAAUUUCUCUUGCUCCUUGGUCCCCCAGAUGCGUAUGCUUCAGAAAGGCAAUCGGGACAACUUCACCAAAUCGCUCCAGGUUCCCCAUUUCGAACUUCAGGGAAAGGUUCUGGGACUGAUUGGUGGCAGUGGUGGCAUCGGCAGCAAGGUGGCAGCUCUUGCAGAGGCGAUUGGCAUGAAGGUUGUCAUUACAAGUCGAAGCCCAAAGCCCAAUGCGCUACCUCUGGAGGAGCUGCUGCGGACAAGUGACUUCAUCAGCUUGCACUGCCCUUUGAAUGCGGACACCAAGCACUUGAUCAACAAGGACACACUGAAGCUGAUGAAGCCAACUGCUUACCUCAUCAACACAGGCCGUGGCUCCUUGAUUAAGGAGCCUGAGCUCAUUGAAGCCCUGCAGAACAAGACGAUCGCAGGUGCUGGUUUGGAUGUGCAAGAGACAGAACCACCGGCAGCGGACAAUCCUUUGUAUAGCUUGGAGAAUGUCAUUCUGACACCGCACAUUGGCUGGAAGCGCUUGGAGACGAGGCAGAGGCUCAUGGACAUUGUCGCAGACAACCUGACAGCCUAUCUGUCAGGAAAGCCGGUGAACGUCGUUCCGACCUGAAUUUGAUGGAAGCUUGGACAGUGUGGCAGGAAAGUCAC
Messenger RNA from Cladocopium goreaui, 1089 nucleotides. The record is from the annotation of a GenBank genome assembly. Lineage: Eukaryota; Dinophyceae; Suessiales; Symbiodiniaceae.